AUGGCACAAUGUGGUAUACCAAGGUCCUGGUCGGAUGGAGGACGAUUUCACCAGACUCGCCAACAGCCGCAGAUUGGGCAGAGCAUCAGGUUUGGCAGUUUCAAUGACAGGCGACGAGCAAAAAUUCCGGAUCUCAAGCGGUGGGACGGUGCCUCUAGGACUUCCCAACUGUGGGAUUGUCUAGGGAAAAGAGACCCGGAACUAUGGCAUCGCAAGGGCAAUUGCCUGAUAUAUCUGUAUGGACGUGGCCAGUCGAAUCGGAGCCCUUCGUUCAAAGUACCCUUCAACACCCUGCUCGCAACGCAGUGCCAGCCCCUGAUCGCAAGAUAUAUCAGACGAGAUAUCCCAGAAACACUGGGCACCGAAGCCAGCCAGAUCGAGCUCUACAUUCCUGCUCCUCCUGCGGCUACUGAAGAAGAGGCCAUGCGUCAUUACCUGGACAUCCGCAAUUUCUUUGCCUGGGUUUUUCGUAGAUCAAUGGUAGGGGAUCAUCUCGGAGCAACACUCAUUCGUCUCUUACACACCAUGACUGAGCUCCGAUGUCUCGGGCUAAACAAUGCGGAAGACCUGUUGAAUUACGCCGACGAAGAAGGCUAUCUGGAGAUGUGUAAUCAACCAGCACAUGCCUUGGGUGUACUUCACUUUGCGGAGUACUGUCAAGAUCGCAGGCUUUAUAUUGAGGCUUUCACCCACUGUACCGGAAUGGUCGACGAGUUAUACAUUGUCCCCGAAUAUCAGGCAAGCGACGCUCCCAAUCAUUUGGAUUCCUUUGACCGUACGCUAACUAAUCGUUUAGGUCAUUACUUCCGCUACUCGAAGGCUGCUCCGCCAAGCAAAGGCUGA
Sordaria macrospora k-hell is the source of this 843-nucleotide messenger RNA. NCBI's taxonomy places the organism in Eukaryota, Fungi, Ascomycota, Sordariomycetes, Sordariales, Sordariaceae. The record is from RefSeq and is a predicted model, not a curated record.